This is a messenger RNA of Mesocricetus auratus (golden hamster), 1850 nucleotides long. RefSeq names its product enolase-phosphatase 1 (gene Enoph1). Gene Ontology annotation, molecular function: magnesium ion binding; acireductone synthase activity. The transcript is spliced from 6 exons. NCBI's taxonomy places the organism in Eukaryota, Metazoa, Chordata, Mammalia, Rodentia, Cricetidae. The record is from RefSeq and is a predicted model, not a curated record. The coding region runs from base 233 to 1015 and encodes 260 amino acids.
CCACGUGGUCUGGGCCUGCGCCGCUCGCCUGCUCUUUGGGUGCAGCAUCUUGGGCGGCUUCCUCUGCAGUCGAGGGUCCCCGGGGCCGGCCUGUGUCCGCCCCUCUGGUCGCUCGCUGCUGCCUGCUCUCAGAUUGUUGUUGGGCUUUGGCAGCCCGAGGCGUCCUGGGGGCGCAGGCUGUGUUGUCCUCUUUACCAGCGUGGCCGAGCCCGUGGUAGCAUCCGGCAGGGAAAUGGUCGUGGUUUCGGUGCCCGCCGAAGUCACAGUUAUCCUGUUAGAUAUCGAAGGUACCACAACCCCGAUUGCUUUCGUGAAGGACACUUUAUUCCCUUACAUCAAAGAAAACAUUAAGGAGUACCUGCAGACACACUGGGAUGAGGAGGAGUGUCAGCAGGAUGUCAGCCUGCUGAGGAAACAGGCUGAAGAAGAUGCACACCUGGAUGGGGCUGUUCCGAUCCCUGUGGCAUCAGGAAAUGCUGCGGAUGAGCUGCAGCAGAUGGUCCAGGCCGUGGUGGAUAAUGUGUCCUGGCAGAUGUCUCAUGACCGGAAGACCACAGCACUCAAGCAACUGCAGGGCCACAUGUGGAAAGCGGCUUUCACAGCUGGCCGCAUGAAGGCAGAGUUCUUCGCAGACGUGGUCCCAGCAGUCAGAAGGUGGAGAGAGGCUGGAAUGAAGGUGUACAUCUACUCUUCAGGGAGCGUAGAGGCUCAGAAACUGCUCUUUGGGCAUUCUACAGAAGGAGAUAUUCUUGAGCUUAUUGAUGGCCACUUUGACACCAAGAUUGGACACAAAGUGGAGAGCGAGAGUUACCGAAAGAUUGCAGACAGCAUUGGGUGCUCAACCAGCAACAUCUUGUUUCUCACAGAUGUUACUUUAGAGGCCAGUGCUGCCGAGGAAGCAGAUGUGCACGUCGCUGUGGUGGUGAGGCCUGGCAACGCGGGAUUGACAGACGAUGAGAAAACAUACUACAACCUCAUCACAUCCUUCAGCGAGCUAUACCUGCCGUCAACAUAGAGCAGGUUCUGAGGAAGAUGAAACUGUUCCCCCUAAUGUCUAGCUUUAUUCUAAUUGUAAAAGUAACUUACUUAUAUGUACACACAGACAGAUGCAAGUGUAUAUACAUGUAUGUGUGCUCAGAUUAAUUUCCACGGGCACAUAGGUGAGCAAAGUUGUCAGUUCCGGGAGAUUCAAAUUCAUGUAAGGAUGCUUUAUCUGUAGACCAUAACUCUAAGUCUUACCAAGGCCAGAGUGUAUUUGCUAGAAGGAACUGCAAAACCACAAAUCAAAUGUGGGUGUUUAUCAAAUUGUUUACUGGAAUGGGAAGGUGGUUUUGAGAAAUGAUUAUCCAGAGACCUUGUUAUUUUAAAAACUGGCAGUGCUUCAGACGCAUCCAUAAGAGGAACCCACCGACCCCGCCUCCUUGUGAGUUCGAAUCACACUGCUGCACCCAGGCUCACUUGCCUGUGUACACGAGACAGGCAUUGGUUUCUGGUCAGAGUGGUUUUGAUCGGUAAGGUAUCGGGGUGCGAGGCGGCACACAUCCUCCGGAGCAGAGUGCGUGGAACAGCUAAGGUCGCGGUUGCUCCACUAACCCGCCCCCGCCGCGUCCGCACUGUUUUAUAGUUGCCUUCUGUGUCCUGCAUAGCUGGAGAAUAUAUGUCAAUGACUAUUUUCUAAAAAUAUCUUAUUGAAACAAGUGUGACACCACAAAGAGCUCUAGUGUGUAAUAUUUCCUCUGAAAUGGGUGUGAAGAUGUAAAUUUUAUAACAGCAUCGUUUAUCUCAGUGCCAUUCUGACAGGGUGAUGUCGGUGUCGUGUGAUUAGUUAAUAAAGGCAUUUUCCUCUUUCA